Messenger RNA from Habropoda laboriosa, 1340 nucleotides. RefSeq lists its product as uncharacterized. The record is from RefSeq and is a predicted model, not a curated record. Lineage: Eukaryota; Metazoa; Arthropoda; Insecta; Hymenoptera; Apidae. The transcript is spliced from 6 exons. Gene Ontology annotation, molecular function: protein binding.
AUGAACAAAAAAUCAAAAACAAGACCUACAAAAGGAUAUUGUUUCAGAGACGUCGAGCACGAUAUUCUUUGCUUGUGUUACACGGAGACCUAUGACUUCUUGGUGGCUGGUCUGACGAAUGGCUCGGUUAAAUUGUACAAAACAAAUUCAGAAGACGUGCUGACGUUAUGCGACACCGAAAUGAUGCAAAAACCAAGUCCAACGACCGCAAUUAAGCAUAGGCCUACGCUAACGGUUGCGUGAAAUGCUGGCAUUAUCCAACAUCUCAGUGUCUUUACACGAUACGGGAGAAGAGACAGGUCCUCGGCUUGGCUUACCAUUCUCACCUGCCAAAGUUCAAAUAUUUUCUUUGUUUUUCCUUUUUUCUUGUCACUUCUUCUCAUCUAUUCUAGCGAGUCACUGGAAGUUAUGGACGGCCAUAAAUCUAGAGUGUUCAGUGCGUGUUUUAACCCGAAAUCGGCACACGAGCUAAUCAGCGCCGGCUGGGACAACACCAUUCAGUUUUGGGACACCAGGCAACCAUACGCGCUCAGGCACAUCCUAACGUUCUACUUAGGAAUCAGACGUAACGGUGAUUUAUUAACAAACAAUUUCUACCAACAGAUUUUGUCGUGUGCCUGGCAAAGGGAGAAUCCUAUCCAGCUGUGGGACUACGGUAGCGGAAAGCUGCUCGUAUCUCUAGAGCCCGACAGCUAUUCCUCUCUGCUCUACUGUGGCAAAUACGUGUCGAACAUGUUUCUCGCUUGCGGCGGCACGGAUGUCAAUCUGUUCAGAGUGGUCGAUUUGCGAUCCCACGCCACGUUGGCGAUGAUCAGGAAUGUAAGCGGUGGCACAUACAGCUUGGACACUGGCCUAGUGAAUCCGAAACACGCAAAAAAAACAAGGACCAUCUCCGUGGUACCACAGCUCGCAUUCUGCGCUGGUAGGCAGAUCUUCGAGAUAGACGCUCAACCCAGUUGACAGGUGAUUUUCUUCGGCCUCAAAGUGGUGUAUACAAAAUGAUCGUUUGCUGUGUUUUUAACGAUUAAACUUUUCCACGAAAGCGAAUAUGUGUUUUCUCUUUGUAGUUCACCCGGCUGCGAUAUGAUAAUUCAUGGUAAACGUAUGGACAUGAAAAAUAAUAAUUCGAACCGUGCGUGGAUUUGUUUAUUACAUCUGUCACGGAGCCAAUGUUAGAAGAGAAAUUUUCAAUUUACUUUUGAUCGAAUACUACCUCUAUGGUAGUUUCGUUUUAAAGAAAAUAGCGAACAAUCCAUUUCGUGUUAAAUUUUAAACGUAAUUCACAGCAUUAGCGAUGUAACAUUCUGCUUUUUGUUUUAUUCUAAUUCAGUGUGUUACAG